Diachasma alloeum is the source of this 2677-nucleotide messenger RNA. RefSeq names its product nucleolar complex protein 2 homolog (gene Noc2). Gene Ontology annotation, cellular component: nucleoplasm; nucleolus; Noc2p-Noc3p complex. The record is from RefSeq and is a predicted model, not a curated record. Gene Ontology annotation, molecular function: transcription corepressor activity; histone binding. Lineage: Eukaryota; Metazoa; Arthropoda; Insecta; Hymenoptera; Braconidae. Gene Ontology annotation, biological process: ribosomal large subunit biogenesis; negative regulation of transcription by RNA polymerase II. The transcript has 8 exons. Bases 145 to 2277 code for a protein of 710 amino acids.
UGUAAUCCACGUGUUGUCGAAGUGUUUCUAUUAAAUUUGAAAUUGAAAAAAAAAAUCCUCAGAAACGAAUCAACAAUUGCUCUGAAUCCAUUGAAAUUGUUAUUUGUCGUUCAGUAAUCAUAUCAGUAUAAUCAGCGCCUUCCAAUGAAGUUAAAAAAGACCCGCAAGACAAAAGUCGAAAAAAGAAAAAAAAUGAAGAAAGAUUUGAGUGAAAUUACGACUGACGAGUUUUUCAACCAAGACUUUGAGGCAUCAGCCACUGAUUCUGACCUAGAGACCGGAAAGCCCGCGGAUUCAGACUCUGAAUGUGAGCUGGACCCCAAGGCCCACAAAAAGUCCCUCCAGAAAUUGCAAGACACAGAUCCAGAGUUUUACGAAUUUUUGAAACAAAACGACAAGAAACUCCUCAAUUUCGAUUUGUCAGACCAGGAAGAUUGUGAGGAUGAGAAUGAGAAUGCGGAUGAGGAGGUGCACGUGCCCAGUGAAAAUUUACAAGUGGCCAGUGACGAGGACGAUGAUAAUGAUGAUGAUAACGAGGCCAUGGAGAAUAAAUCCCCAAAGGGAAUGACAAAAGUUACCCUAAAAUUGCUCAAGGUCUGGCAAGAGGAGAUCCAAAAGGACAAAACCACCAAGACGAUCAAGAGCAUCACCGAGGCCUUCCACGCAGCUUUGUUAACAGUAGCUGAUCCAGAGGGUGCAAAAAACAUUCGAUAUAAAGUUGAAGGUAGUGCAGUGUUCAAUGGAGUCGUCCAAUUAUGCAUUAUCCACCUGCCCACUGCCUUCAGAAAAUUGUUAAAAAUCUCGUCAAAGUCAAAAUUCGAGGCUCACAAGUCCAAGAGAUUCGCCAAAAUCAAAGGAACCCUCAAAUCAUACUUGUCUGAUCUGCUCAGGAUUCUUCAGAAUGUUACAUCACCAGAUAUUCUUACGGUCCUGUUGAAGCACCUUCAUCAGAUGAUACCGUAUACUCAAUCAUUCUCUUCGUUGAAUAAACCUUUGAUGAAAAUUUUACUCAAGCUCUGGUCUUCUGGGGAGGAGACUGUGAGAGUUGUUGCUUUUUUGAAUAUUUUGCAGAUUGCCAUGAAUAGGACUGAUUCUACUCGUGAGACUUUGAUGAAAACAAUGUAUAUUAAAUACGUAGAAAAUUCAAAAUUCGUAUCGGAAAGUACAUCAGCUUGUAUAAACUUCAUGAGGCACUCGUUAGCUGAGAUUUAUCUCCUCGAUCACAAUCUAGCCUACACCCAUGCAUUUUUGUACGUUCGCCAGCUCGCGAUACAUCUGAGAAAUGCAGUUACAUUGAAGAAGAAGGAAAACUUUCAAACUGUCUACAACUGGCAGUACAUAAACUCCUUGAGAUUCUGGACAGAAUUAGUGAAUCUAUCGAAUAGUAAAUCAAUGUUGAGAUCUCUUCUCUAUCCAUUGGUACAGAUCAUCAUUGGGACAAUCACAUUAAUUCCAACAGCACAAUUUUAUCCAUUGAGGUUCCACUGCUGUCAAAUGUUAAUUAACAUUUCCAAAGAGACAGAAAAGUUCAUUCCCGUUUUGCCAUAUUUAUUGGAGGUAUUGACAUGUUACGAUUUCAACAAGAAACACAAAUCAGUGACAAUGAAACCAUUGUCAUUUAUAUGUCUAUUGAGAAUGUCAAAAGGUCAAUUGCAAGAGAAUGGCUUCAAGAACAGUCUGAUUGAUAAUAUUUAUCAAUUGAUCCUGGAGUGUGCUGCCAAGGAUAGCCACACGAUAUGUUUCCCUGAUAUGUAUGUCUUCUGUAUUAUCCAGCUAAAAUUAUUUUUAAAGAAAUGUAAAGUCGCCAACUUUUGCAAAAAGAUGAAGCAACUCAUGGACAAAAUUCAGGAGAAUCGUCAGUUCAUAGAGACAGAACGAAACAAGAUAAUCGUGGACCUGAGUGACAUGCCAACAAUCAGAAACUGGGAGAACACAAUUAAAAACAAAGGGACCCCACUAUCUAAAUUCUACCAGUCCUGGUACAAUCUCCACCACUCCCAGAAGCUCAAGAUGUUGACUCAGAACGAUGCGGAGGGAGACUUGAGGCUGCCCAUCCUGAAAAGAUCAAACAAAAGAAAGCAGGGGGAUGAUUUCGAUCAUGACAGUGAUCUUGACAUGCCCGUGGAGGAGAUGAACAAGCUCCUAAAGAAGCAGGAGGAGAAAAAGAGGCAGAAGAAGAAGCAGAGACAGAAGAUGACUCGUGAAGAGGACGAAGAGGAUCUUCCCACUAAUGAUUCUGAUGUCGUUAAAGACACAAAUUUAGAUGAUUGGAAUUAACUAGUUAAGAUUUUCACGAAAUAUUUAUACACCACAAUAUUUUCGUUUUUAUCAAAUGGUUUUUCAAUCUUUUGUUGAUUUCUUACGUUUUAAUAUUGAUGCUACAGUUCAUCGGCAAGGGAUAAAUCUCGUCGAUUAUUUCCCCACACAAAUCCUCAACCCAUGCAAACAGCAUAAAGUUCCAACCAAUCCUAAGGUGUCGCUUCUGGUGGUCUAUUUUUACCCUUUUUCACGAUCCACAGUCGUGGAAGUUAGUAGCUAACGGCUGGGCCACCUAAUAUAAAGCCACAAUCCCUCGUGUUGUAAUUAGCGACCACUAAACACAAAGCGCAGUAACGACAACUCGACAUACCAGUACAGGGUUUCAGAGAAUCUAAAAAAUGUCGAGAUAAAACGACUG